Messenger RNA from Selaginella moellendorffii, 1404 nucleotides. RefSeq names its product calcium-dependent protein kinase 14-like. Bases 1 to 1404 code for a protein of 467 amino acids. Gene Ontology annotation, cellular component: cytoplasm; nucleus. Gene Ontology annotation, molecular function: protein serine/threonine kinase activity; ATP binding. The record is from RefSeq and is a predicted model, not a curated record. The transcript is spliced from 5 exons. NCBI's taxonomy places the organism in Eukaryota, Viridiplantae, Streptophyta, Lycopodiopsida, Selaginellales, Selaginellaceae. Gene Ontology annotation, biological process: protein phosphorylation; mitotic DNA damage checkpoint signaling.
AUGGUAUUUGCCAGAAAAGUGGACAAAGAAUUACAAGGAAUAGUAAGAGCCGAUGAGCAUCUGUAUUCGGUAGGGGCUGAUAGAUGGCCAUGGUCUUUGCCAGAAGUGGACAAAGAAUUCGAUGAGCAUCCGUAUUCGGUAGAGGAUCACAAGCUACUUUACAAGCGCGUAGGCGAACUGGCAGCGGUGUUAUCAUUAAAGAGAUCGAUGGACAAGCAAAGCGCGCUGGUGCGGUCCUUGGAGGCAAUGGAGUUUAACAAGACAAGCAUAAAGGACUUGUUCUCAGUGGAAAAGGAGCUGGGUAGGGGAGGCCAAGCAGUAGUCUACCAAAUCAAAAGAAAGAUUGAUGGUCACUUGUUUGCUUGCAAGUCGACUAGAAUCACAGACUAUGAUCUGAAGGAGCCCAUCGACAUUGAUCUCCCACAUGGAGAUCCGGAGGAAGCAGAACUGGAGAUCAGAGCACUCACAAGACUGUCCAAGAGCAAGGAAAAGAGUGGUGUGGUUCAACUGGUGGACGUUUUCAAGGACAAAGAUUAUUAUCACUUUGUCAUGGAGUUGUGCAGGGGCUCACUGAAAGACGUGUUGAGUGACAAGAAGAGGCUGAGUGAGCAUGAGGCAGCCAUAGUGAUCAAAAAGGUGGCUAGGACUGUGGGCAAGAUACACGACAUGGGCAUAGCUCACAGGGACAUCAAGACUGCCAACAUCCUCCUAGGGUUUGAGGAGAAGUUGUUUGACGCUAUAAAGUUAACUGACUUUGGACUGUCUUGGGUGAGCGAGGGGCCACAAUCAUUUAAAAUGAGAGGCCAGGUCGGGACGGAGGUGUACAAUGCCCCAGAGAUGGUGGCUAAUAAGGAGUAUGACGAGAUGGUGGAUGCCUGGGGUGUGGGCAUUGUCUUGUAUGAGAUCUUGUCCGGGGAGUUUAUACUCCAGGGCGACUGGACAAACAUCAGCGUCGAAGCCAAAGAUCUCAUUCUCCAGUUGCUCCACUUAGACCCAAGAAAGAGGCUGCCAGUCCACGAAGUUGAGAAGCAUCCAUGGGUCGUCAAGCAUUCCGCGCUACAGCCAGAACUGUCCAGUUUGGUGCUGGGUAGCAAAGCCAACUUGGAGACGAAGGAGAUGUUUUUGGAGCGGAGCUUGAAGCGAAGGCGAGGUGAUCAGGAAGAAGCAGAGGAAAGUCCUGUGGCAAAAAAGUCUAUGUCGCUAGGGAUCUUCGUGCUUUGUCUAAUGCAACUCAGGUGGCUUUUGAGCUGGCGCCAUGGCCGCGGGCAUGCGAUGCUAGCUCUGUGUUUUGCUUGCGUUGCUCACGGUGCUUGCGCAGUGCUAACUAAGCUCAGGCAGUAUCUCACAGUUCUAGCCAUAAGGAGCUUGAGGGUGAAGAUUGAUUGGUGGUCUUGCAUCAGUUAG